Messenger RNA from Nakaseomyces glabratus, 1047 nucleotides. RefSeq names its product Atc1p (gene ATC1). The record is from RefSeq and is a predicted model, not a curated record. Lineage: Eukaryota; Fungi; Ascomycota; Saccharomycetes; Saccharomycetales; Saccharomycetaceae.
AUGAAGGCGCAAUCAUCUCAAGAACAAGAAGAUGGAUUGACUAUGCUUCAUAGAAUUCUUAAGGAUGACAAUGUUGAUAUGGAUAGUGCGCUAUCCGAUAUGGAAGGUCCCUCAGUUAAUCAAAAUUUGGACAAACUCGAGAUUGAUUACCGGAAUCAGUUUGAAAUAGCUUACAGAGAAAAUAGCUUUGAAAAUUUAGAAGAACUCUCUGAUGAGACUAUUGGUAAACAUGUUACAUUAGAUACCCUACUGAAAAUGGAUAAUGACGUUAUAUUCAAAGAUGAAAAUAUUUUUGAUGAUGAAGAUCGUUCCAGCAGAAAACGUCAAAGGGAUAGUGUCUCUGAUACUGACACUUUGUUUAAUGAACAGACUGAUUCUAAGAAAAGGAAAGACUCCGAUAUGGAUAGUUGUAAGAAUGCUAUAGAUAGUAUAAUGACGGAGCAAAUUUUAUCUCCCAUAUCUUUAUCUCCUACUCCUUCAUCUGAUGGAAGUAUCCAAAAUGAUAAGACUGAGUCACUUGAAAUAGCUAAAGACUUACCAAAGGAACCUCGAAAACCAGUUGAUAAACCAGCAAGAGCUAAGCUCAAAAACAAAUAUGAAAUGUCUAAUAUUAUUAUCCAUAAGGAAGAUAUACCAGCAGCUAAUUUGAGAAAUAGAAGGAGUAUGGUAGAUAAUAAUGUUAUAAAAAAAAUUUCUCCUCAUUCCUCUGCAGAUCAUAAUAAGACAGUGAAAAAAGAACCUGUUGUUAUCACUAAUGAGUACACAGUCUCACAAGUUGCGCAAAUGAAGAGAAGGAUUAUAGACUCUCAUAAGCUACUUUUGAAUUUUAAUGUCAUUAAGGAUAAUUAUGCUAGGGCAUGUGUUCAAUUGAAAAGAUCUGUUACUGCAUUGAAGGAUAGUGAAAUUCACAGGGCUCAUUUAAUUCUCGAAAAUGAAGAAUUAAAAAAACAGCUGCAAGCAUUGCAACAGCAUUCAACUGGAAAGGAAGAAGCCAACAGUACAAAUAUUCCAAAACAAAACAUAUUAAAAAAUGAAGCAGACUCUUAA